CAAAGGCACCUCAUUUGCACUCCACGUCUGACUGAUUGAUCCCAAGUGAACCUGUGAGAGAGAUGUCGAUAUUGAUACUGAUACCAAUGUCUUUUUUUAUUGAGUGGUUGCCUUUAUUUUUUCAUAAUGAGGAUCGGUACUAAUUUCUUAGGCAAACAACAAAAAAUGGUGACAAAGUUAAUCAGCAAUUAUCUGCAAAAUAAUAAAUAAUGUAAUUAUUACCUUUUAUUACAUACAUUUUCUUCAGCAAAAUGAAGUCAAUAGUGGGGGAAAACGAUUUGGCAAGAUCAUCAGUGACACCCACACAUUCCUCACAGCUGAAAGGCAAAAUGGUGCUAGGGCGACCCCUUGUGGUUCCAUACCGUUACUAGUAGCUACAUUGGAAUUUUUCCCCUGUUUGUGGUCCGAGUUUCUUCUCCAGGGAUUACAACAAACAUGUACAUCACUGGGUCUAGUUAGGUGUAGUAUAUUGAGCCACCCCAUAAUCACAGGUGAAUUUUUUUUUCACUGUAGAAAUUUGGCCACAAUGGCAGAGUGGUUAGCAUGUAGGCCACACAGUCAGGAGAUGGGGAAGACCUGGGUUGGAAUCUCCACCUGGGCAUCUCUGUGUGGAGUUUGCAUGUUCUCCCCAUGCAUGCGUGGGUUUUCUCCGGGUACUCCGGUUUCCUCUCACAUUCCAAAAACAUGCUAGGUUAAUUGGCGACUCCAAAUUGUCAUAGGUAUGAAUGUGAGUGUGAAUGGUUGUUUGUCUAUAUGUGCCCUGUGAUUGGCCGGCCACCAGUCCAGGGUGACUUUUUGAACUGAACUUGCCCAUUGUGCAUUUUAAUGUUGUGAUUUGAUAACUUAUUUGCCAUGUUUCUUCCAAAUAAACCAAGAUAUCCUAUUGACAACAAAUACAUUGAUUGAUUUUCCUUGCAUUCCUAAACACACACGUACGUCGAUCUAAUUCAUUCAUGCAGGAAAAGUGCAGGAACGCGUUUUGCACUGACCAGAUUGUUUCCUGUUGUGUCAAGGACACUUUCCUCUAAGAGGAUUUCUAAUAUAAAACAUAGGAAGGUUAGGGAGAGCCAGACGUUUAAUCCUUGAGCUGUGGGAAGAAUGAUGCUGAGCUAUUUUGUGCUGGGAUUUGUCCCAAUCGGAGAACAAUUUAUGUGUUGUGCAAUGGCAAGUGAUAUUUGAUGGAUCUACUCGUGAGAGCUCUGCAUUAUCAGGGAACAAAGAUGCUGUGCAAACUUCUGCUGUACACUGCUUUUGCAGAAAAUUUGAUCUCACGUGAGUUGUUGGGUGCAACAGCCACUAAAACAAAAACACACGUGACCAACAACUCAGGUGUGACACCAGCUGGGCAGUGCGGGGCUUGGGUGAAGGAACCCGAUGGAGGCUAUUUCACCUCACCCAACUACCCUGACAGAUACCCACCUGAGAGGGAAUGCAUUUACAUAAUAGAAGCGUCUCCUCGCCAGUGCAUUGACUUGUUUUUUGAUGAAAAGUAUUCCAUUGAGCCGUCCUGGGAGUGCAAGUUUGACCACAUCGAGGUCCGUGAUGGGCCCUUUGGUUUCUCGCCCAUCAUUGGACGCUACUGUGGCCAGGAGAGCCCCAUGUAUGUCCGCUCCAGUGGGAGGUACCUGUACAUCAAGUUUGUGGCUGAUGGAGAGCUGGAGGCCAUCGGCUUCUCAGCCCGCUACAACUUCACACAAGAUCCUGAGUUCAAAGGUCUGGGAGAACUGCCAGCAUUACCAUUUUGUGAGUUUGAGCUGAGUGGUCCAGAAGGCUACGUGGAAUCUACUCAGAUCACCAGGGAGAAGCGGGCACUGCAGACGGAGGCUGUGGACUGCAGGUGGUAUGUUCGAGCCCCGCCAAAAGCCAAGAUCUACAUGCGCUUUCUGGAGUAUGAGAUGCACAACUCAAACGAGUGCAAGCGGAACUUUGUUGCCAUUUAUGAUGGCAGCAGUUCGGUUGAGCAUCUGAAGAAUAAGUUCUGCUCCACUGUUGCCAACGACGUCAUGCUGACAUCAUCACUGGGUGUGGUCAGGCUGUGGGCGGAUGAAGGAAGCAGGAAAAGCAAAUUCAAGAUCCUCUUCACCACCUUCCUUGAUCCUCCAUGUGAAGGAGGUACUUUCUUCUGCCAUAGCAACAUGUGCAUCAACCACACCUUGGUCUGCAACGGCAUCCAAAACUGUGUGUAUCCAUGGGACGAGAAUCACUGCAAAGAGAAAAGGAAACCCAGCAUUUUGGACUCUCUGGACAACACCAACCUCACAAUCAUUGGUGUGACGUGCGGCCUGGUGGUCAUUCUGCUCGUCAUCUCUGUCAUCAUCCAGGUCAAACAGCCUCGCAAGAAAUACAUCAUUCGCAGAGAUGACUUUGACCCUGCCCUCCUCCACCCAGAGUUUGAGCCUCCCCACUAUGAGCUCUGCACGUUACGACACGUCCCAUCGGGUGACCUAACUGAUGCGGCCGUGGCCGAGGAGUUUGAAAAGUCCCACAAGCUGCACCGGUCCUCCUCCAAAUGCAUUCGCGACCACCACUGCGGAUCCCAGCAGGGAAGCAUGCAUGGCAGCGUCCACGGUAGUCGCAGCAACCUUAGCACGAGAGAGGCCACCACGGAUCCUGAUGGCGGGGCACUUGUACCGCCGCUUCCUGCAGGGAUGGUGAACCAGCAGUCACCACGGCUCUCCCACCACACCACCCCAGCCAGGAACAUCCUGGUGAUGAAGCAUAGCUAUUCUCAGGAUGGGGGAGAUGGCUACAGAGGAGAGGAUGAUGAUUUAAUGAUAGAUGAUGGCCCGACCACCAGCAGGCACCACAUUUAUCAUCAUCAGAUGCAUCAUGACAUGACGGCUUUGGACCACGCUGUCCACCGUACCUUGUCUAAUGACUUCUGAUGUGACACAGUCACCAUGUAAAGUGGCAGAGAAUGGAAGGAAGGUACCAUUGUGACUGGAUGUGAUGGUUGUGGAAAAACUAAGUCGGAAUUAUGAAUUACCAGAAGACAAAACCCUGACUUUGAAAGUAUUAUUGCAGGGACGCAUUGUGGGGAAAGCAUUGAAAUCAUACAUGAAAGAAAGUUUAUCAAUUAAUUUGCAUUUGACAGGAUUUAUUUGUGUUGGUUAUGAAAUGGUUAUUUCACACAUUUAUUUCCUUGAUUUCAUGUUUGUAAACAAAUGUUGAUAUUGUGUCUCUGAAAAAAAUCUACCAUCAAAAUAAUGUACUGGUCAUGUUUUUGUAAGUUUACAAUAAUUGUUUAAACCAAAUUAAGCUAUUUUCAAACAAGUUUUAGAAAAUAGCUCAUUUUAACCUCAAAUUUCAGUGUACUUUGUGUCACAUCCACUCACAGAUAAAGUAUUCUGUACCUUUUAAUUCUUUUGGAAGUAUUCGUUAUUAUUUGAAUUUGUGUGGAAGCUCUCCCGAUGUUCCGUGUGUCAAAUUUAUUUUAACCGCACAUUCUCGACUACUAUUCUCGAUGUACUUUUUUGAA
Molecule: messenger RNA, 3478 nt
Organism: Doryrhamphus excisus (bluestripe pipefish)
Lineage: Eukaryota; Metazoa; Chordata; Actinopteri; Syngnathiformes; Syngnathidae
Product: neuropilin and tolloid-like protein 1
Biological process (GO): positive regulation of excitatory postsynaptic potential
Cellular component (GO): postsynaptic density
Molecular function (GO): ionotropic glutamate receptor binding
Source: RefSeq, a predicted model, not a curated record